Molecule: messenger RNA, 1240 nt
Organism: Cheilinus undulatus (humphead wrasse)
Lineage: Eukaryota; Metazoa; Chordata; Actinopteri; Labriformes; Labridae
Gene: akirin1
Product: akirin 1
Exons: 5
Coding region: 171-734 (187 amino acids)
Biological process (GO): positive regulation of macrophage chemotaxis; positive regulation of lamellipodium assembly; negative regulation of skeletal muscle satellite cell proliferation
Cellular component (GO): chromatin; nucleus
Molecular function (GO): transcription coregulator activity
Source: RefSeq, a predicted model, not a curated record
GGGUCGGCAGUUGGCUUACUACUCAGAGAAGAAAAUCCGUUGUUGUGGAGAGGAAGAAAGGCUCAAGAAAUUCGAGGAACGCUCAGCGUACCAACCACGAGCGCUAACCCCCAUUUUUGUGGGUAGUUUUUUCCCCAGAAAUCUUAUUUUUCCCCCUUUGUUUAGCCAGCAUGGCUUGUGGAGCUACGUUAAAGCGGUCGAUGGAGUUUGAGGCCCUCCUCAGUCCCCAGUCUCCCAAGCGGAGAAGGUGCAAUCCACUACCGGGGACUCCCAGCACUCCGUCCCCGCAAAGAUGCAACCUCCGUCCCUCAGUCGACAGCCCAACGCAUUCGAUGUCUCCCCCGGCCAUAGGAGGCGAACACAGGCUCACCCCAGAGCAAAUCUUCCAGAACCUGCGUCAGGAGUACAGCCGGAUCCAGAGGCGGCGGCAGCUGGAGGGGGCCUUCAACCAGUCUGAGGCCUGUAGCUCCAGUGAUGCCCCCAGCCCCAGUUCUUCACUUAACGCCCCUAGCUCCCCACCAGGUGCCUCAAGGAAGGACCAGCCCUCGUUUACACUGAAGCAGGUGAGCUACCUGUGUGAGCGGCUGCUGAAAGACCACGAGGAGAAGAUCCGAGAGGAGUACGAACAGAUUCUUAACACAAAACUCGCAGAACAAUAUGAAUCUUUUGUGAAAUUCACACAAGACCAGAUCAUGCGAAGAUACGGAGCCCGACCUGCAAGUUACGUCUCCUGAAUUCACACCAGUGAGAAUUCCAGCUUCCUCUCACAACAUGGCUGCUCUUCUUUGGCCCCAUCCACUUGAUUUUUAUUUUUAUUUACUGAUUUUUCUCCCCCUCUGUCUCAAACUGUUUGGGUGCCAUGGUUUAUCCUGUUUUUAAUCCAAAUAUUAAUUUCUUACUUUGAACCUCUUGCUGCUGGCCAAAAGCUAGACAAAUCUGAACGAUAAACUAUGAAAGAAGCCCAGAUGUUUUCCUUGUUGAUAUACUCUUUCUGGAAAUCCUGACUAAAGCAGAUCUGUGUCAAAUCUCUCGCCAGCGCUGUUGAAAAAAAAAAGCUUAUUGGCUCAUGUGAUCAUUCUGUAUAACCUUCCAGCAGCUGUAUUUAAAGGCUCCUGCUUCUCACAUUGUCCUGCUUUUCUUACCCCUCCUGCCCCUCCCCCCACCUCUCUCCCUCCUCACUCUUUACCUGAGAAUGUGGAUUUUUCUCCUUUUGAAAAAAAUAAAAGUUCUGUGAUUAAAA